Messenger RNA from Parnassius apollo (apollo), 777 nucleotides. NCBI's taxonomy places the organism in Eukaryota, Metazoa, Arthropoda, Insecta, Lepidoptera, Papilionidae. The record is from the annotation of a GenBank genome assembly.
AUGCGUCGCUUUUUUGCAGAGCUGGAGCCAUCUCUAUCCGUCACUGAGCAAAACCUGGCAGACCAAGUUCGGUACAUCCUGCGCUCCAACAUAUUUGGUGACGCCGAACUCAAACGACUACGACGUGAGGCUAUUCCUUCAUCAAAUGGAAAUGCUACGGCUGGGAAUGCGGUACCACUAGAUGCGCAACAAACUGCAUAUGUGGAUGAUGCCGUCAAUAUUCCAUUUGUGGCUAAUUCAGACGAUGAUGGAAUAGUCUCCCACGAACUAAAGAAAAUGAGGAGCAUAUUGGAAGAGUCGAUGCUGGAAAAGCGAAGCAUGCCUCUCGAAAAUCGACCGCGACUUCCCCGUAUACCCCUUAGCAAGCGAAAUCGGGCCGUCGUGCGCGCUCUUAACCCAAUGCUGGUGACCUAUUUGGAAGCCACCCGGGACCUUUGCGAGACGGACUCAAUUCUUUUUGGCGCCGCACUGGCAGUAUGCCGUAUUAUUGGCGCCAAACUUCCCGUGGCAGGACAUGCUACUCAAAAAAGUAGCGCCAUCCUUGCCUGGAGAAAAAUAAUUGAGGACCGUAUCGCAAAGGCAAGGGCCCUUAUCGGCAGACUGACAAGCUUCAAGUCUGGUAAUAAUAUGCCGAGAGUUGUGCGCACCUUUAUAAUGGCUUUAGCUGGGACAAAUAUCAGUUUGUCCCAGCCGGAUAUCACGCAGAAACUAACGGAACGCAUAGAUGACCUGAAUCAAAAAAAUCGCUGCUUGGGGGAAGCGUAUUCGACGAUUUAG